AUGGCGGAGAAAUUCGAGAGACAACUCAGUGUCACAAACUUGAGCUUGCAGAUCAAUCAUGCAAACGCUGUUCAAAAUGAUCAAAACUCUGCCGAAGAAGUAGUUGCAGCGGUGAACUAUUACAACGGCAAGAAUAACAUGAACUCUGGUGGUGGAAAUAAGAAUGCCAAAUGCACAUAUUGCGGGAUGGUUGGACACACCGUGGAGAAGUGCUAUAAGAAGCACGGAUAUCCACCGAGGUGGAUACCGAGCUACAAAUCCAAAGGAAAACAGCUAGUGAUGGCAGCCGCUGCGAGCUUGGAGAACACAAUAUUAGACUCGGGAGCCACUGACCAUAUAGUUUUCUCUCGUGAUUUCUUUAAUGAUUGUCAUGUUGUUGAGGGUGCAACUUUGAAUUUGCCUAAUGGAGAGAGAGUCAUAGUUCAACAUAGGGGAGACAUCAAACUGGCAGAGGGUCUAUGGUUGAAGAAUGCCUUACAUAUUCCAGAGUUUAGAUUCAACAUUGUAUCUAAAGCUGGGAAGAUCACUGGUUUUGCUAGAGAGGCAGAAGGUAUGUACCUGCUGCAUCAACCACCAGAGAUUAACUCUUGUAACAAUUCUGUUUUGAAAUAUGGCAGUGCUGAACUUUGGGAUGUAAUCUUCUAUGAAGAUCAUUUUCCCUUAGCUGAUCAAGUCCACCAUAAAGCAGAUCAUGUCAACCAGAUGGCUAAUCCGUCUCUGCCAAACAUCCCCAUCACUUGCUAUGAGGAGUUCAAUAUUCAAAUCCCCAACCACACUCACAAUGAAUUCAUGGAAGGUGCUUAUAACAAUAAUGACAUGAGUUCGCCUCACAACAUGGGAGAAGACACAACUCAUGAUGAACCAGUACCCACAACUCCAUCCCACAAUCAUGAUGCAUCAAUGCCUGAACCAGUGCAUAAUUAUGAUGAAAUCAGCAAUGCCAACAGUGAGUCCUCAUCGCAUGCAGCUCAUAAUGAAGAAUGCAAUGGGGAAACAAACACAACUAAUCUUCCCAUACAGCCCAGAAGGUCAAGUAGGCUACGCAAUGCACCACCUAAGCUGCAAGAUUAUUACUGUGAUGCUACUAUGAGUAACAGAACCUCUCCCCACUCUAUAUCGAAGGUAAUAUCCUAUGUCAAUCUUAGUCCUUCGCACAAGAUUUUUUCUAUGGCAGUUUCAGCAAUCAAGGAACCAAGAACAUACAAUCAAGCCAUACAACACGAGUGUUGGAAGAAAGCCAUGGAUGUUGAAAUCACAGCCCUCCAGAACAAUCAGACAUGGGAGCUAACUGAUUUGCCCCCGGGAAAAAUACCCAUAGGUUGUAAAUGGAUUUUCAAAGUUAAAAUGAAAGCUGAUGGCACAAUAGAAAGACACAAGGCAAGAAUCGUAGCAAAAGGCCACACACAACAGCUUGGUGUAGACGAUCGUGACACGUUCUCCCAGUGGCAAGAUUAA
Molecule: messenger RNA, 1455 nt
Organism: Ipomoea nil (Japanese morning glory)
Lineage: Eukaryota; Viridiplantae; Streptophyta; Magnoliopsida; Solanales; Convolvulaceae
Exons: 4
Coding region: 1-1455 (484 amino acids)
Molecular function (GO): zinc ion binding; nucleic acid binding
Source: RefSeq, a predicted model, not a curated record